GGAAAGUGCUGCAUACUGUGUGAUACAGAAACAUUAUGACAGAGAUCUCAUCAGACCCACCAGGGACAGAGGAAAAGAUCACAUCAGUGUGAAGCAAAAGGCCAACUUAAAGUUCGACGUCAAGACAUCUACCCUCCAAGAUGGUGCACUGUCCUGUCAGCCUGAGGGCAAAUAUCAGCAUUUUUCACCCAUCAAACCAAACAGAAAAGAUGAGCUCUUUGAGCAUGUUCACCAUUUCCCUCCAUGGCUUGGUCUCCUCCAUUGGCAUCCUGGAGAACCUCCUCAUCCUAGGGGUAGUGGGCUUCCAUGUCCGUCGCUCUGUCAUUAGUGUCUGGAUCCUGAACCUUGCAGCCUCAGACCUGCUGGCCACUUCCUCCCUGCCCUUCUUCACCCUCUACAUGGCCUGUGGCAGCACCUGGACCUUGGGCACAACCUUCUGCCGCAUCCAUUCCUCCAUCUUCUUUCUCAACAUGUUUGUCAGUGGUUUCCUGCUGGCGGCCAUUUCUAUGGACCGCUGCCUGGUGGUGCUGAGACCCGUCUGGGCCCAGAACUACAGGAACGUCCAAGUAGUGGGGAGGAUAUGUGGGGUGAUCUGGGCUUUGGCUGUGGUCUUCACCAUCCCCUUCUACAUAUUCCGUGACACCAUUCAUCAACCUAAUGGCAAGAUCCAGUGUUACUACAAUUUUGCUCGACUCCUCCCUGCUGAUCCAUUUGACCUGGGACCUUUAUGUAAGCAUCGCAAAGAGGCGUUAGCCUUCAUGAAGCUCUUUCUGUCCUUCCUGAUCCCUCUUCUGAUCAUCAUCCUCAGCUAUGCCGCCGUCAAUACCAGCUUGGCACGCAGAGGCCACCGGCGCCCUUUCCGUUUCGUUCGGCUCGUGGUGGCUGUGGUGGUGAGCUUCGUACUCUGCUGGGCCCCGUACCACAUCAUCAUCAUUAUGGAGGUGAUAGCUCCCAGUGGGCAUCCUGCCCAGAUAUUUGCAGGCAAGGUCCUCCCGAUCUCAGCAAGCAUCAGCUUCCUUAACAGUGUCCUUAAUCCCAUUCUGUACGUGUUCAGCUGCCCUGACCUGUGCAAGAAGAUCAGACAUUCUCUGGGUGCGGUGAUGGAGAGUGUCCUGGCUGAGGAUCUGGCAGAGUUUGGCCGACGCCGCAGCACCGCUCAAAGCUCUAUCUCCACCACCGAGAUUGUGUUGAAGCAGAGGAAUUCGAUUACAACCUUUUGUCUGAAUGGAGAGGAUCAGGAGAAGAAUGAAAGUCUUGCUAAUCCUGCUGAGAACUGAAAGAAAACGUAUUGCAUUAAUGGCCAGGCUUCCGUUUACUUCUUGGCUUUGUAUCAUUACAAACUAUCAACUAACAUUCACCUCCUAUCGCUUCCUGUAGGCCCUUUUCACAGCAGCCAUUAUGACAGGUGAUUUAGUCAGCAUUACUCUGCAGUGUGUACUUAAUGACAACUGCUGGAACAAUCAUACAGUAUUCUGCAUGCUUUUCUUAUUUUGACGUGGAUGCUUGUCUGAUGUGUAUAUUUUGUUGAAUGACCCAUACAUUAUUGCUUCUUUUUAGUUGCUUGCUUUGUAAACAUGUGUCUCUCACUAGAUGUUAUCAGCAGGAGCUGACACAGGCAACAUUUUUGAAAUACAGAAUGCGCAUCUUAUUUUUUUGCCCAUUAUGCUUAUAAUAGAGAAUUGUUGUCAUAAAUGUCCAUUAUUGUAAUAAUUUCCAUUCAUGUAGAGUCUAUAUGUAUUAAUGCUGUGACAUUUCUAAACAUUAAU
This is a messenger RNA of Anarrhichthys ocellatus (wolf-eel), 1766 nucleotides long. Its product is annotated as prostaglandin D2 receptor 2-like. The record is from RefSeq and is a predicted model, not a curated record. The transcript is spliced from 2 exons. Gene Ontology annotation, cellular component: plasma membrane. Gene Ontology annotation, biological process: inflammatory response; phospholipase C-activating G protein-coupled receptor signaling pathway; positive regulation of cytosolic calcium ion concentration. The coding region runs from base 141 to 1277 and encodes 378 amino acids. Lineage: Eukaryota; Metazoa; Chordata; Actinopteri; Perciformes; Anarhichadidae. Gene Ontology annotation, molecular function: G protein-coupled receptor activity; complement receptor activity.